This is a messenger RNA of Erpetoichthys calabaricus (reedfish), 3196 nucleotides long. RefSeq names its product neural precursor cell expressed, developmentally down-regulated 9 (gene nedd9). Gene Ontology annotation, cellular component: plasma membrane; cytoplasm. Gene Ontology annotation, biological process: cell surface receptor protein tyrosine kinase signaling pathway; cell migration. The record is from RefSeq and is a predicted model, not a curated record. The transcript is spliced from 7 exons. NCBI's taxonomy places the organism in Eukaryota, Metazoa, Chordata, Cladistia, Polypteriformes, Polypteridae. Gene Ontology annotation, molecular function: protein binding. Bases 234 to 2618 code for a protein of 794 amino acids.
CAGAUUUCCUGCUGAGUUGCUGGAGUGGCGAAAGCAUUUGGAUUUUUUGCAUCCCGACCAACGUGGCGUAGGAGUUUGCAAGCUACUGUUUCGGACCAAGUCUACAGCGUCCCGAAGCUUUCAUGGCAGCUUGACCUUGAAGAGACGCGGAGCAUCGCAAAUGUGUUGCAGGUUGAGUGGCAAAGCGGAUAUAAUUUAGACGAAAGAGGAUAUAAGCGGUAACGUAAGACACGAUGAAGCAUAAAAACCUGAUGGCAAAGGCCUUGUACGACAACGUUCCAGAGUCUCCUGAGGAGCUGGCAUUCCGUAAAGGAGACAUCCUAACAGUGAUCGAGCAGAACACUGGAGGCUUGGAAGGAUGGUGGUUAUGUUCCCUGCAUGGACGACAAGGCAUUGCUCCUGGAAAUCGACUGAAGCUCUUGAUUGGACCUAUGUUUGAGAACCAAGCUGCCUCACAGUCUACCCACUUCCAGGUGCCAGCCACUCAGGCGUUCCUGCAGCCAAGCUACACUGUUGCUGUUACUCAAAGUGGUGCUUUCAGAGAUCCUGUCUAUCAAAUACCUCCAGCCCUCCAGAUCCAGCAAAGCAUCUACCAGGUGCCCCCAGGACUCUCUUCCCAUGGCAAAGACGUAUAUCAAGUUCCCCCUUCCAGCCACAGAAGCCAGUGGGGGGCUGAUGCCAGUCCUGCCAAGGUGGUGACCCCAACUCGAGUUGGGCAGACAUACGUGUAUGAGCCCCGAUUCCAGAAGGAUGUGUAUGAUGUUCCAGCUGCCCGUACACAAGGGGUCUAUGACCUCCUUCCAGCAUCGCAGAAGGGGCCAAUGUUUCAUAGCCCACUGGUGGACUCUGCAGCCCAUGGAGUCUAUGACAUUCCUCCAACAACACAAGGGGUUUAUUCCAUCCCACCAUCUGCUCUUCAGAAGGAAGGCAACUAUGAUUUCCCUGCACCAACCACAGUGAAUAAGCCAGAAGGAGUGUAUGAUAUCCCACCUGCCAGCGUCAAGUCACAAGUGCAGUCCAGCUACGAUUUUCCACCAACCAACAGCAAGGCCAUCUAUGAUACUCCACCUUCCCAGCUCUUUGGACUGCAACUUGGGUCUCAAAAAGAUGUAUAUGAUGUUCCAAGGGGCCUGCAAACUUGUGCAAAGCAGGAAGGCGUGUAUGAUGUGCCUCCUCAGGUUUCACUCGAUUCCAAAGGAUUCCAGGAUUUGACAGAUGGGAUUAAUCGGUUGUCCUUCUCCAGCACUGGCAGCACUAAAAGUAACAUGUCCACCUCAUCCACAACAUCUAAAGAAUCCACCUCUGUAGUCAUGCUUCAGGAUAAUAAACUCUUUCUGGAUUUGGACUCUGCCAUUCAGAGAUUUUCAUGGUUGCAACAGCACGUUGAGUCCUCAGUGUUGUGUCUCAUGGAAUACGUUGUGCCCAACUGGAGAUCCUUGGAGUACAUGGAGAAGCACAUUAAUGAAAUUCAUGUGGCAGUAGACAAAGUUAAGAGAGUGCUAUAUGAGUUUCUAAACUUUAGCAAAGGGGCAGCAGCUAAUGCUUUGGACCUUGCAGACUUAACCUUGCAUGCGAAAAUGAAAAAACAGCUUCAGAGACUUGAGGACUCGAGUCAGAUCCUCGUUCAAACCAGUCAGGGCCUUGACAGCUGCAGUUGGUCCCUAAAUAUCUUGGUCAUCAACAAGACACAGAACAAAUGUGAUGACUUGGACAGGUUUUUUAUGGUGUCAAAGACAAUUCCAGAUGAUGUCAAGCAACUCUCAUCCUUAAUAAGUUCUAAUGCAGAACUUCUAUUUAAGAGAGCCAGCAACAGUUUUGAUCCAGCUAGUGACCACAGAGCUGAGGAGAACGCAUCUGUGGAGUAUAUUUAUGAUAGCCCCCAGCGACAGACUGAGACAGAUGACAAGACUGUGAUCCAGAGUAGACCUCUGCUAGGAUUUGCCAGCACUGAUCCAAAAUCGGUAGGAGACCACUCUGUCAACAGCUGGAUGGAAGAUUAUGACUAUGUGCAUUUACAGGGAAAAGAGGAGUUUGAGAGGCAACAGAAAGAACUUCUGGAAAAGGAAAACAUCAUCAAGCAAAAUAAAAUUGAAUUGGAGCAGGAGCAGCUGAACCGCUUUAAGGAGCUAGAGAAAGAAGUCAUCAAACCAGUGGAGAACGACAUCUCUACAUGGAGCGCUCUUCCAAACCUCACCCAGACGAAAAGCGGCUUGUGCAGCAAGGACAAGCAGCUGCUGUGCUUCUAUUCAGAACAGUGUGAAACUCACUUUGUUACCCUCCUCAAUGCCACAGAUGCUUUUUUCAGCUGCAUCAGCACCGGCCAGCCUCCUCGUAUAUUUGUGGCACACAGUAAGUUUGUUAUCCUGAGCGCUCACAAACUGGUGUUUAUCGGCGACGCUUUGUCACGCCAGGCCGCCACCUUGGAAAUCCGGAACAAAGUUAUCAAUCACAGCAACAUCUUGUGUGAACUCUUAAAGACAAUUGUAUCGGCUACAAAAAUGGCUGCCUUGCACUACCCCAGCACAGCAGCCGUACAGGAAAUGGUGGACCGGGUGACAGAACUGUCCCUGCAGGCCCAGCAGUUCAAGGUGCAGCUGCUCCAGAUGGCAUCAUCCUAGAAACAGACUUUAGAUUUGUUUUCCAGCGAGUGGCGGAACUGUGCAUUUAUGUAUAUAUAGUGGGUACAUAUUUUUAUGUUUGUUUUUUGUUUUUUAAAUGAAAUUUGUAGUCUAAAUGCUCUAUUGUUUUACAAAAGAACAGCAGAAAUCCAACGGAGUCAUUUAACUUUUUUUCUGGGGAUUAUUUGUAAGCAUUCCGCAAAUCCACUAUGCCUCAAGUUAAGCACCUUAUAAAGUCUUCUUAUAUUUUAUCAGUAGAUGGGUGUGUGUAUGGUGAGUGUGUGUGUGUGUGUAUAUACAGUAUAUAUAGAUAUAUAUAUUGUUUUUAUACUGGACAUAUUUUACUGGAAUAUAUUGGGUUAGAAACUUCUAUGAUGAAGGCAUUCUGUCACCAUUCCAAUUUUAGGUAUUUUAUAAGCAGACAUGGUGCAAAAUGUUACAGAAACAAACCCUCUCUAUUUAUUGUUCAUAUUUGUGUGUCAGAUGAAACUUACCCUUGGUCUCCUGUCACAGAAAUUGUUUUAGAAAAGCAUGUAAAGGGAAUCUGGGGCAUGUCAGUAAAAAUAUUUCCAAACUGG